Ictalurus punctatus (channel catfish) is the source of this 2163-nucleotide messenger RNA. It is a transcript of the gene atoh1c, whose product is annotated as atonal bHLH transcription factor 1c. The transcript has a single exon. The record is from RefSeq and is a predicted model, not a curated record. Gene Ontology annotation, molecular function: protein dimerization activity. Bases 1243 to 1701 code for a protein of 152 amino acids. Lineage: Eukaryota; Metazoa; Chordata; Actinopteri; Siluriformes; Ictaluridae.
UUUCCUCGAGAAGCUGAAAACGACAAACCGGCGACCGAGCGCAGCGUGCACGGAAUCUUCCGAUAAGGCGCGACGGACACACGCUAACCCCCUCCUCUGACAGGGCGCCAUUACUUUUCCACGUAAACUCGAUUAACUCUCAAAUCAAUCCGUAUACGCGUGUUUACACAAACUCGCAGAAUGUGAAAGACUGAAACGCGUCGUCGUGUAAACGCUCGAAUUUGAAACGAGGUCACGGUUCAGGGCCGCCGCCGCCGCCGCCGCCGCCGUACAUGAUGAAGAGAGCCAAGAGGGACUUUGUGGAUUAGGUGAAGAAAAACAAAAGACUUCGCUGGCACGCGCUGAAAAGAAACGCUCCUCUCUGUUUAUCCCGGGCAGUAAUCCUCCCCGGCGGAGCACAACUCGGGUUUCGCUCCGACACCCGGUUUGAUCCUCGGCCUCCAUGAGCCGCUUCGCCGGUUUUAUUAUAUACGAGAAGCGUGCCAAAAGAGCCGAGACCUGCACGGGCGCAGCUCAGACACCCUCCUCCUCCUCCUCCGUGACCCCAAAAGCGCCACAUGUGUGCACUGAAUGCUCUUUUGUUUCUCAGGGGUGCGCUGGAGGAGUCUGGAGUGCGCAGGGUUUUUGAUCUAAUUUGAUGGAAGUGGGGCUGGAGCUGCCCCCGGACUGCAGACUGUACAGCGUUUAAUCACAUUAGCGGCUGCACAGGAAGCCGUUGUCAAAUUAUGUCCUGAAUGAGCCGUUCUUCUUCGCCGGCUGCAGACGGCCGGCUCCGGGGUUUUUCUACCUCGCAUGUGAGGAGCGCACGUUUACGGGAGGCGAGCGAACGGUCAGCCCGUUUCAGCUGGAGGAUCCAUGAGCCUCUGUGGAUUUAAUAAAAGUGCAGUUUAGGAGCGUGUGAAGUCCUCGUGGACGUCGGGACGUACCACGUGCUCUACAAAGGCGAGGCGUGAUCUGUGCCUGCUCACCCACGGAGCCCUGGCGCUCUUCCCUUUCCCCCGAGCUGGCACGGAGCUCCUGGCGAUCACCGAGGCGCGCCUAAUCCACUUUUGAUGAACUCUGCUAAUGGACUCCCCGCUGCCCUUUAUCUAAAGCGCUCGCUUUUCUAGUCAUGAAUACUCCAUAGACACGAGCUCUUCCCUCACCACGCCCCUCCGACGCAGCAUGAAGGCGGGGUUUCGUCUAUAAAUACCUCCUGCGCACUGUCAAAGAAAAAAGAAAAAACAGAGGCAACUGUUGCAGAUGGAAAUGUCUCGCCACGGCGGACCUCUCGGCAUACGGGAAGCGUUUCCAGACGCUCGCGUGGACGUCAAGGACGGACCCGAUUGGAGCGUCUCCGGACUCCGAUUCCCCGCCGAGCGCGAACGGAGGAGGCGGCGGCUCGCCGCGAACGCCCGCGAGCGCCGGAGGAUGCUGGGACUGAACGUGGCGUUCGAGAGGCUGCGCAGCGUCAUACCGCGCCUGCAGAGCGACCGGAGGCUCUCCAAAUCCGAGACGCUGCAGAUGGCGCAGAUCUACAUCGGGACGCUGAGCGAGAUGCUACAGGACAGAGCGGAACCUCGGGAGGAGAACUCGCAAGCGGAGGACGGAGCGGACUCGAGAGAACGGGACGCGUGUUGCGGCGGACACGUCGAGGAUCCGCCGAGGAACGAGCGCGACGGGGCCGCGAACUUUUGGGAACGGAGCAACGGCGUGAAGUAGCGCCGCGGCGUGGUGUUUACACGCGGGACCUUCUAGCAGCGGGAUUCUGUAGGAAUUCAAACUCAGAUUUGUACAGACACCGUAAAUAAAUUUUGCUUUUUCAAAAACGAAACAAAAACAAAACAUUGUGGUGAAUUGAAAGAGAAGUAGUGAAAGUAACAACUUUUUAUUCAAGUUAAAAUUAUAUACAAGUAAUCAAAGGCAUUGUUUUUUUGUUUUUUUGAAAUCGGUAACAAAGUGUCCAGGUUCCUGCAAGUUGGCUUUUGGACGCAGCUUAAAUCUGACCAACAAAACUGAGAGGGGGGGGAGAAAAAAACAAACAAACAGAACAACAAGAAAAAAAAAAAGCAACAAAAAAAGAAAAGCUGUAUAAAAUAAAAAAUACGGUUCGAUUCUGAAAAGUAGUCUAUCGUUCUAGAUUUCCAAGAGCCGGUAUUUACAGAAAUAUGUACAUCUGUGUGG